UCACUUCGUCCUCACAGGUUGCUGAGAGUUAGAUGGUGUAAGACAUUAGCUGGAAACCAGCAGGAUUUUUGGUUUCUUUCACCGUUUGAGCGAACGUAUAUUUAUUCCGGUGACUCUGCAGCGCAGAUAAAAUGUCGUCGUGGACGAAGUCGUCCUCAGGAGGCCGGCGCUCAAACUCGAACCCAAAUGGAAGUUCUAAACAACGGCGUGCCUUUCGGAGAUCAGCACCGUAUUCAUCCAGAGAGGAGAGGACCGACGACCACAAGGAUGCACUGGACAGUUAUGAAGAACUAGAGCAAAUGCAAAACUACAGUGGAGGUGUGACCUUCGAGGGUUACACGCAUCAGCCAAAUGCUGUGGUUAAACCUCCAACCAAAUCAGAGGGCACUCCAGCAGACAGACGCAAAACCCUGUAUCAGAAGUUCUACAAACAGGUGCAGGAGGAGAGGAAGCCGGCAGAUUGUGUGGUCCUGUCUGUCACCAACAAAAUCCUGGAUUACCCCAAAUCGCUAGGCCAGUGCUUGCAGGAGCGUGGCCUGUCAGUGGAAAUGCUCUACCUUCAGGCGGAGUCGGGCCUGACCCGUGCCCUACAGGAUGUCCGAUCCGACGGCUCCCCCUUAUGUAUUCUGGUGGAGCAGACAAACAUAGCUCUGUCCUCCUGCACUGUUAUCAUAUUCUCAGAAUCCCUCAAAAGUAAGUCCCCUCAUUCUUUCAAAGCAGCCACACCACCUCAGUUAAAAUGCCACCCCUCCCUUUAAAGUCCAAAGGAGUGUAUGUUUUACGCAGACAAUUUUAACCCCAAAAUAUGAAGCAGAUCCUGUGGAAAAACCUCAUAAAAACAACAAAUAGACCUCUUAAACCACUCACAUGUACAACUGUAAUCCAACGCUCAACAUUAAUAUGGUCUUCACGACAAAAACUAUCAAACAUUCCUUCAACUUUUAACCAAAUCUUGGUAGAUCUUCCACUGGUGUCGUCCUACUUUACAUAAAACUGCAUGUAUACAUGUUUCCUCAACAAAAUGAAAUCAAUUAAACCUACAUAACAUCAAUUUACUGUUUACAUCGAUUAUGCUCUCAUGGCAAACUUGCUAACAGCAAAUUUGCUCAAAACAAUAAACUGUCAU
Sphaeramia orbicularis (orbiculate cardinalfish) is the source of this 1126-nucleotide messenger RNA. RefSeq lists its product as uncharacterized. NCBI's taxonomy places the organism in Eukaryota, Metazoa, Chordata, Actinopteri, Kurtiformes, Apogonidae. The record is from RefSeq and is a predicted model, not a curated record. The transcript is spliced from 5 exons. Bases 132 to 758 code for a protein of 208 amino acids.